GACGGACGAGGCGACAUGGCGGCCGUGCUGCUCGUGGUGCUGGUGGCCGCGCUCCUGGGCGUCGAGGGCGCCUCCGGGGCUGCUGGCUUCCUGUGGUCACCGCUGUCCCAGGAGCGUGGGCCAGGGGACCACGUGGAGCUGCACUGUGAGGCUGUGGGCAACCCUGUCCCUGAGAUCCAGUGGUGGUUCCAGGGGCCUGCACCCGACACGCCCUGCGCCCAGCUCUGGGAUGGCGCCCGGCAGGACCGUGUCCACAUCCACACCACCUACCGCCAGCAUGCGGCCAGCACCCUGUCCAUUGCCGGCCUUACUGUGGACGAUGUAGGCACUUAUGAGUGCCGGGCCAGCAACGACCCUGACCGUAACCACCUGACCCGGGCACCCCGCAUCCGCUGGGUCCACGCCCAGGCCAGCGUGCUGUUCCGUGAACAGGGCAAUGUCUCAACUUCUGUGAAAGACGUCGACUCCAAGACGCUCCUGACCUGCUUCCUGAACCACAGCGUCACGGCCAUCGAGGGCCACCGCUGGAUGCGGGGGGACAAGGUGCUCAAGGAGGACGCACUACCCAGCCUGAAGACUGAGUUUGAGUUGGACUCAGACGACAGGACCGGUGAAUAUGCCUGCAUCUUCCUACCUGAGGUCGUGGGCAGGGCCAGCAUCACUGUGAGCGGCCCCCCGAGGGUCACAGCUGUGAGGAAGUCGGAGCACGCCAACGAGGGGGAGACCAUCGUGCUCAAGUGCAGGUCAGACUCCUUCCCGCCCAUCACCGAUUGGGUCUGGUUCAAGAAGACUGAAACCCAGGAGCAGGUUAUCGUGAACGGCUCCCAGAGCAGGUUUGUGGUGAGCUCCUCAGAGAAGCGGUCAGAACUGCAUAUCAUGAAUCUGGACAUGAGCACCGACCCCGGCACAUACGUGUGCAACGGCACCAACACCGAGGGCACCGGCUAUGCCACCAUGACUCUGCGGGUGCGUAGUCGCCUGGCUGCCCUCUGGCCGUUCCUGGGCAUUGUGGCCGAGGUCCUUGUGCUGGUCACCAUCAUCUUCAUUUACGAGAAACGACGGAAGCCCGAGGAGGUCCUGGACGAUGAAGACAUGGGCUCCGCACCACUGAAGAGCAGCAGUCACCACGUGAAUGACAAGGACAAGCACGUCCGUCAGAGGAAUGCCAACUGAGUGCAGGCAGCCUCCAGGACACCUGCCCUGCCUAUGGGUCUCCCUCUCUGAGUCAGUCCCCAUGUCUGCCAGAUUCCCUCACCUGCGAAGAAAACCUGCCUGGGAGAACAGUGGUUGUAGAGCCAAGUCGUAUCCUGAUUUUCCUCCUUUUUUUCAAGCUAAACUAGGGUUUGCUACAUACAGAAUUCCAUUCAAUCCUACUCCGUUGGGGUCGUUUCUCCUUUUCUUUCCAUUCUCGCGAACCCAAGGGGAUCAGUGAGGUCUGGGGUACCCCGUCAGGUGGCCCUGGCGGCUCCCCUGCGCAGUCCCUCCGGGUGCCCUGGCCGUGGUCCGCAUGUCCUGCCUGUCUGAAGCCUGUGCUGUCUGGUCACAUCUGCUCUUGGUGUGUUCUAUUAAAGGCCUUAGUCUGUGGUCUGACCUGGAGUCUCUGUGGGCAGGGGGCAGUCUGGUGGGGCCCUAGGGCCUCUUACCCUCUCAGGGGAGCCCUAGGCCCCCGACAUGCCAACCUCUCCCCUCAGCUGGUAUUGUCUGGGCAAGCAGUGGGAGGCUGCUGGGCUAGGGUCUCUCCACCUCAACCACAGUGCAGUUCCGACCCGCCCCAACCCUGACCCUUGUUCACCAAUAAAGACUGACUCCGCCUCA
Messenger RNA from Loxodonta africana (African savanna elephant), 1815 nucleotides. It is a transcript of the gene BSG, whose product is annotated as basigin (Ok blood group). Gene Ontology annotation, molecular function: cell-cell adhesion mediator activity. Gene Ontology annotation, biological process: axon guidance; homophilic cell-cell adhesion; dendrite self-avoidance. The transcript has 9 exons. Gene Ontology annotation, cellular component: plasma membrane; axon. The record is from RefSeq and is a predicted model, not a curated record. The coding region runs from base 16 to 1173 and encodes 385 amino acids. NCBI's taxonomy places the organism in Eukaryota, Metazoa, Chordata, Mammalia, Proboscidea, Elephantidae.